AUGAAGGAAGAUAAUCUACCCCCUUCUAACUGGGCCUUAGCAAAGGUCAUCGAUGUGCACCCCGGCAAGGACGGGUAUGUGCGCGCUGUUACAUUGAAAACUAAACACGGAGUCCUGAAACGGCCUAUCACGAAGCUGUGUCCUUUACCAGUACUCCCAGACCAAGAUGACAAUUGGUUGAGAGCGGACAGUGACCCCGGCACUACUGGGCAUACGUCAAAACGCAGUAGAAGUAAGGCAAAUUAUUUAAUUUGUUUGCUCUUAAUUAUCACCGCAAUUAUAUCGCCGUCGAUGCAGCAAACUUACAAAAUAACUCAGUUAGAAUCGACUAAAGCGUUAUAUUUUGAUCGAGCAGCCGAUUUACAAAUUAUAGAGAGACAUUGGAUCGUAAUUGUAUACUACAACAUGUCAACAUUCUGGAAAAACAUUCAAAAGGUGGAAAGAUAUUUAAACCAUUUAAACAGCAUCUGUAAUGAAGAAAGUACAUGCACUGCCACACUGGCUCAGUUCAGACACGAGUUGGACGAGAUAGAACAUUACAAUAAUAUGUUAAAAUUUGCACCACGUUCCAGAGCAAUAAGAGGUUUGUUUAAUGGUGUUGGAAGAUUGAGCAACUACUUAUUUGGAAUUUUGGAUGACCAAUUCGCUGAAAAAUACUCUAAAGACAUAAAAUUAAUACAUCAAAACGAAGUCUAUCUGCAAAAAUUACUUAAAAAUCAAACUACAAUAAUGGAAGCGGAAAAUAAUAUAAUACAGCGAAAUGAAUACAUAAUGAACCAGCAAUUCACAAGAAUCGAAGAACAAAUAAGGAAUUUUUCGAGUGAAGUUCAACAAGUAAAACAGCGAGCCAUAAACAUAUUUUAUUUUACUACGCAUGUUGUUACUCUUGACGUCAUUUUAUCAAAUUUAAGAAGAAUACAGGACACCCUAAUUAAUACUGUAACGAACAUAUAUCACGGUAGACUCGACGUACACUUGCUUUCUCCGGCACAAUUGCAAGAACAGUUAAACGUCAUAUCAAGACAAGUUCAAGGAGAAUUUUUAGUCCCGGUCAACGUUCAAAAUAUUAAGGAGUUAUUCAAAAUGCUACAAGUAAAGGCAAGAAUAACCGAGGAUUAUGUCAUAAUUGAAGUGAAGGUGCCACUACUGAGUACUGACACUUAUGAACUUAAUAGAGUCAUACCUAUACCGCAAACAAGAAAUUUGAACUCUAUCUACGUAACACCUUCUACCGACUACAUAGCAUUCAAUUUACGAAAAGAUACCUUUAUGUCGGUGAUGGAAAAUGAUUUACAGCUCUGCAUUAGAUACAACGACGUCAACCUAAUAUGCCCCAUUACUAGUCCACUAUACGAACUUAAAGUGGGUCAAUCUAUAUGUGACGUAAAAAUAAUCACGGACGACAGCAAUCAAACAUAUUGUCGUAGAGAAACAAAGGAGUGCCCCGACAGAUGGAUUAAAUUACACUCUCGUGACACCUGGCUGUACACAUGCUGUGAAGAAUGCAAGAUCCGCAUAUUAUGCCCGUCUGGGCUGGCGACGAGGAGUCUGCGCGGCAGCGGCCUUAUCAGUAUAGGUCAAGAUUGCAUUCUUAAAGGAGACACGUUUUCUAUACAAGGUCAUCGUGACUACAGGAGUGAAAUAUAUACAGGAAAUUUUAACAUUGAGCGUAUGGCUAACGAGUCCAUAUUGAACUCUGUCAUCAAUACAUCGACUAAUCAGCUGUCAUUCAUCGCUGAAAAUCACAAUAAUACAUUUUGGAAAAUCAAAGGGCAAAUACAAGACUUGCUGAAUCAAUCUGAUGAAGAGAUAUCAAAUGAAGACAUACACCACUAUGUUAUGAUAUACAUACUGUUCUUCAUAGUAGUCGCAGCAAUAGUAACGGCAGUUAUCUACAUGUAUAGAAGAAAAUUAUAUCAUAUCCCCACGGCGAGGCCAGCCGCGGCCCCCGCGGCCCCCGCGGCCCCCGCGGCCCCCGCGCCUGACAGCCCGCCGCCGCGGCCGACCGAGCGCCGUGUACUCAGCGGUCCGCGUACACAGGAUAAGACUACAUCUACAAUGUUUGACAAGAUUAUCAAGUUCGAAUGUAAAAUAGACGAAUGA
This is a messenger RNA of Parnassius mnemosyne (clouded apollo), 2103 nucleotides long. The record is from the annotation of a GenBank genome assembly. NCBI's taxonomy places the organism in Eukaryota, Metazoa, Arthropoda, Insecta, Lepidoptera, Papilionidae.